AUGCUCAACUUCGGAUUAACCAGCAUUGACAUUGCAGCCAAGCGUCAGCAGCGAAUGCUCAGAACGCUCGGACAAAACCUUCUCAGCAUCGACGCUGAGGGCGCCUGCGAUACAACAAUAGUAACCAGUAACAAGCAUGAGCGAGAAGCACUCCUCACAGCCGUCGUCUUACAGGGGAUCGUGGUCGCACAAACAGCAGAUGGCGUAUUGGAGCCCCACGUCAAAUGCGCUUCUUGGCUCAUGCAAGCACUAGGCUACUUUGAUGAAAUCCCACAAAACCCCAUCACACGCAUGGCAGUACAACGCUUCGGCAUGGUUGAUGUAAUGCUAGCUAUCUCACGACAGCGAAGACCGUACGCACCGCAAAAUUUCAUACUCAACCAGCCUGACCACAAUCGCUGGGACACCACCGAGCCCUCAUUCCACAAGAUGACAGGAUGUCCACAACCACUAAUGUGCUUCCUAGUGCGAAUAGCGCAUCUAGCCUGCGAUGUGAGUGAGGGACUCGAAACGAAUACAGAUGAAAGCGCGAUUCUCAACGAAGCUUUCAAACUCGACACCGAGCUUCGCGCCUGGGGAUCUGGAUACAGUGGAAUCCCGGUGCAAUGUGAGCGGUCGCCUCUGGAUAUCCUCACCGAGUGUUUUUAUUGGACUGCACAUUUACUACUUGCUCGUCGGGUAUUUCGAGAUCAGACGUGCUCGCCGCGGGUGCAGCAUUUGGUGCGUGUAUGCUUUGGGCUGAUGGAUCAUCUGUCGACAGGAUGUGGGCCUGAUUCAUCGCUACCUCAACCGUUUUACAUUGCUGCGAGGGAGGCUAUAUCAUCGGACGAUCGUGCGUGGGUUCGACAGAAGCAUGAGUCUAUGACGGCAUAUUAUAGGGAGCAGCAGCGGAACUCGGCAAUGGAGCUUAUUGAGCAGAUCUGGGAAACGACGGAUAAAUUACGGGAGUUGGGGAAUGGAUCUGGUUGGUCGAGGGAGAUUGAACUGUCAAUAGUGGAUAAUUAUGUGCAAGCGCUUGAUAGAGGGGCUUGUUUCUUUAUUUUUUAA
Molecule: messenger RNA, 1047 nt
Organism: Penicillium griseofulvum
Lineage: Eukaryota; Fungi; Ascomycota; Eurotiomycetes; Eurotiales; Aspergillaceae
Exons: 1
Coding region: 1-1047 (348 amino acids)
Biological process (GO): positive regulation of transcription by RNA polymerase II
Cellular component (GO): nucleus
Molecular function (GO): transcription cis-regulatory region binding; DNA-binding transcription factor activity
Source: RefSeq, a predicted model, not a curated record